This is a messenger RNA of Brachypodium distachyon (stiff brome), 856 nucleotides long. RefSeq lists its product as uncharacterized. The record is from RefSeq and is a predicted model, not a curated record. Lineage: Eukaryota; Viridiplantae; Streptophyta; Magnoliopsida; Poales; Poaceae. The coding region runs from base 259 to 567 and encodes 102 amino acids. The transcript is spliced from 3 exons.
CAGCUGUUUGCCAUGGAACAGCGGUAGCGGAGCCUUCGAGGGCAAGAACACCGAACCGCGUCCGUUCCAAACCCACCCACCGGACGCAUAAAGCAAAACACACCGCACCGAACGCCAACGGCACGGCACGGAAGCUUCCGACCUCCGAUCCACCACCAACACGGCACGAUCACCAGGAGGAGGAGGCCGCAGCUUCGUCGCCGUCGCCGUCGCGACGCAGCCGUAGGCACGGGCGCGCGCCUGCGAAGAGAGGGGGAGAUGAGACAGCCGCACGGCGCAUGCGGCAGCAGAUCCAGCCCGGCCGCCGCUUUCUUCCUAGCCGCCGCCACGAUCGGCGCGCAGUUCGUGACAGGGCUAGCUGAUGAUAAGAAAGCUGAAGUUCAGUCAAAAGGUCAUACUGGCCAAACAGUUCUGUUAGUCCUUCUAGGAAUUGGGGCAGCCAUUCUGGUGUCAUUCUUCCUUUUCAAGUAUUGGCAGAAGAAGAAAAGAGAGGAACAGCAUGCACGGCUGCUGAAGCUAUUUGAAGAGGAUGAUGACAUUGAGGUCGAGCUUGGUCUUAGAGAUUGAUAAUCUUCUUUGUACAGCAAGAGUAUCUUGGCUGACAAGGUUUUGCUGGCAGACCCUGCAUCCUUUUCAUGUUAUAAUGUAAAGAAUUUGUGGUAUUUAAACUCAGACAGACCUCCCGAGGAAGGUCUACUGUAACUUAGUGUUAUAUGGUGAAAAUUUGGCAUCCACGAAUCGUUUUGAGGAAGUGCCAAUGUUUUGGCUAGCAUUCUUUUUUACAAAAAAAAAAUCUGAAUAUAUAAACUCUGCAAAACUCAAAAGGUACCUAGCCAAUGAUUCUUCCACUUUGCCA